AGUAAACAACAGCAUUUUAACACAUAAGUUGAAAUGUUGCCCAACGCCUUUGAACAUACCAUAAAAAGUUAGCAGAAUGGAGCCAGAAAAUGAUGCUAAUGUCAAUCAUACACAAGAAGAAGAUGACGUUGAUUGUUUUUUUCUGCAACCGUCUUCUUCUCCUUAUAACAUAACGGAAAAAGUACAACAGGCCAAUAUCGAUCUAUUUUCUUCCAGUCUAUAUCCAAAUAGUGGAAAAAUUUUCAAAGUUAAAUUCAAAGAAGACUUAUUUUUAUUUGAACCUGACUUAACCGAUGAAGAUGUUAAUAGUAUAGAAAGCGACCACAUCGAAGAUAUCGAACAUGACAAUCAACUGAUCUGUGAGUAUAAAACUGUGAAUAUUUCAGACAUCGAAGAAGUAGCAGAAGAUUUAGAAGAUGAAGAAAUUAUAGAGAGUAUUAACACGGAUUUUACCGAGAUAGUUUCUGAGAUGGGUGUUAAAAACGUAGAACACAAAAUUAAAGUAGAGAAAGAAAGAAGCGAAGAGGCUAGAACAGAUAGCAGUAAUACUAGUAAACGAUCUUCCAAAAGAAAAAAGAGUGGAUCAAAGAAAGUUCGUAAUAUUGGCGAAGUGCAUUGUAAAGACCAUUGCAUUGACAAAUUAGACAUUGACUUACCGAUGUAUAUUAAAAAAUUGGAGAUUCAUGAGAAAGCCACAAACCUUCCACCGCUACAGCUUAUACAAAGGAAAUGUUGUGACGAGAUUAAGCAUAGAAAUUUACCAAACUACAAUGGACAUAGGUCUGAAUACGGUUUAAGUUCUAGGCAACUGGAGAAUAUUCAGAAACAAAAGGAACUACUUAAAAUUAAAGAAGAGACCAGACAACGAUUACUAGAAGAAUAUGCACAGAGAAAAAUUCAACAAAAUGAAGCAGUGUUCUGCCAGUGGUUAAAAGAAAUAGCGAAAAGGAAACAAGAAACUCAAAAAUUAAAUAAAAGUAAAUCAACUGAAACUCAUACAACAGUAAAACAGUCGUAUAGUCCAACAGUGAUCAGUCUUCCUAAUAAGACUACAGGUAGGAUGAAAGAGAGACCAAAAACUGCCAAUGAGUUUGUUCCAAAAACUCAGAUUAAAAAACCUCGAAGACCUCACACCUCAUCGACCUGCGUGUAUAUUGAAGUACCACCUGAUCUGCUGAGAAGAGGUAUCAAUAUUGGGGAUUUACUAGUAACUAAUUCCAAAUUAUUGUCGAAAAAGUUGCAUAUACUGGCAGUUUCAUAAUGAAUUGUAUUGUUCUGCUUCCCUUUUUAUAGAGAUAUUCUUAAAGAUAUUCCCUUCUUUAUAAUGCUUUAUAGGUGUGUGCUGUUAAAACGCAACAAAUUAUUUUUUGUAAUAAAAAUUAGAGUUAUUUUAAUAUAAAGUAUUUUAUUAUAAAUUUAUUAAGAGACAGAGAGGACCUAAAAUUUUGUAAUGCAAGGAUGGCUACUAAAAGCUUGGGACAGGUAAGCAAAAAUAAAUCGCUCACCGACGGCAACAGUGGCAUAUCCCAAAAAACUUUUAAUUGUGUUAAUUUUUAUAGUUCUUCUUCUUCUUUUUGUUUAGACAUGAGUUUGUCUGUUGUUCAAUGUUCCUCCAAUAAGUUUUCCUACUCAUCCACUGAUUGUUUUUUUAUUGGGGACCGUCUCUCGCUGUCUUUGGGUAUCUACUAGUCUAGUCGCAACAUAGGGGUUCCCGUGGGCACUUUUAGCUUGCCGCGAUUUUAUGGUGGUAUUAUAAGUUUUUUGGGUCGCUGAA
Messenger RNA from Diabrotica virgifera virgifera (western corn rootworm), 1774 nucleotides. RefSeq names its product coiled-coil domain-containing protein 181-like. NCBI's taxonomy places the organism in Eukaryota, Metazoa, Arthropoda, Insecta, Coleoptera, Chrysomelidae. The transcript has 2 exons. Bases 77 to 1261 code for a protein of 394 amino acids. The record is from RefSeq and is a predicted model, not a curated record.